Molecule: messenger RNA, 1233 nt
Organism: Triticum turgidum subsp. durum (durum wheat)
Lineage: Eukaryota; Viridiplantae; Streptophyta; Magnoliopsida; Poales; Poaceae
Source: the annotation of a GenBank genome assembly
AUGGUCUCCGACGACAUCAAGAUCAAGCCAUUGCAACGGCACAAGGUAUGCGUGAUCGGGGCGGGUAUGGCCGGGCUGGCGUCGGCCCGCGAGCUGCGGCGGGAGGGCCACGGCGUGACGGUGCUGGAGCAGAGCGGCGACGUGGGCGGGCAGUGGCUGUACGACCCGAGGGUCGACGGCGACGACCUGCUCGGCGCCGCGGAGCCGCCGGUGAAGGUGCACGGCAGCAUGUACGCGUCGCUCCGCCUGAUCAGCGCGCGGGAGAACAUGGGGUUCACCGACUUCCAGUUCGCGCCCAAGGACGGCCUCGACGGCCGCCGCUUCCCAGGCCACCGCGAGGUGUACCUCUACCUCAAGGACUUCUGUGACGCGUUCGGGCUCAUGGAGUCCGUCAGGCUCAACACCAGCGUCGUCCGUGUCGCCCCGGCGGCGGGCCCGACGCUGCGGUGGACGGUGAGGUCCGUCGAUCUCGGCAAGUGCGAUGGUGAUGGUGCCGGGGAGGUGGAGGAGGAGGAGGUGUUCGACGCCGUGGUGGUGGCCAACGGCCACUACUCGCAGCCGAGACUGCCGAGCAUCCCAGGCAUGGAGGCGUGGAGGGGGCGGCAGGUGCACAGCCACUCGUACAGGGAGCCGGAGCCGUUCCGCGGCGAGGUGGUGGUGGUGGUCGGGUGCGGCGAGAGCGGCAAGGACAUCGCCAUGGAGGUGCGCAGGGUGGCGAAGGAGGUGCACCUCGUCGCCAAGUCCAUGGAGGAGGUGACCCAGGGCCUCGCCAAGGUGCUCGCCAAGCACAGCGCCAGCCUGCAUCUACAGCUGCACGUGUUUGCGCCUUGGUUCUUCGAGGCUCAGGCGAAAUGGGUGGCGCAGGUGCUGUCCGGCAAGAGGACGCUGCCGCCGGAGGAGGAGAUGAUGCGGUCCGUGGAGGAGUAUUACCGCGCCAGGGAGGUCGCCGGCGCGCCCAAGAAGUACACCCACGACGUCAGCUUGUUUGACACCACGUACAUCGACGAGUUCGCGAGCAAGUACUGCGACUUCCCUGGCGUGGAGAAAUGGCGUUACGAGCUGCUGGUGUCGUCGUUCGUCAACAUGCUCGACAACCUCGAGACCUUCCGCGAUGAGUACGAGGACAGCGACACCAUCCGCAAGGGUGUGGAGGAGUGGCACUUGUCUGCACAACAGGCCCAAGCUGCUGCUACGAAAAAACAAUCACUUGGUCUUCUCGAACAUGUAGAGUGA